Messenger RNA from Astrephomene gubernaculifera, 3529 nucleotides. NCBI's taxonomy places the organism in Eukaryota, Viridiplantae, Chlorophyta, Chlorophyceae, Chlamydomonadales, Astrephomenaceae. The record is from the annotation of a GenBank genome assembly.
CAUGGCUUGUCACUCUUGCGACAUAGUGUACGGCACGAAAAACAGGCGGAAUGAUUAAAUGCAGCCUUGCACAUAAGUCAGAAUUAAUUCGGUGCAAAUCCUACAUACUAGGGCACCUCACAGAGAAACUACCACAAUCAGUUAACGCAAUCUUAACCUCCAAAGUUUCUGAAAAAGCAAGGCCUUCGGCACUCUUCGCUCGUGACCGUCGACCCUUCGUGACCACCGCCUCUCUGUGAACUCCAGUAUGACUUCGACCACCAUGAUGCGCCAGGUGCAGGCGGUCUCCACUUGCCCCAGCGUCCGCUCUCCUGUUCCGACCGUUGCCCUGGCGCGACCUGCGCGUCGCCAGCUCCCUGCGGGCGGCUUCGCGGGUCCCAAGUCGUCACAACACCGUCCUCAACUCCGUGUAUUCUCCCAAAAGGAUGAGCACAAGGUUGAGCCUAGCACCAAUCCGCCCCCGCCUACUGAGUCAGCUGCUGAGAGCCCAUUUUUCGAGCCGCUGCUACGCGGCCUGGUCCUGGGUGUUGGGGCUGGCGUCCUGUGCGAAAUGGCUCACGUUGCUUUCAAGUUCACCAACAUUGCUACCGACGGUGGCUCACACUUUCCAAGUGGUGCUCAAAUCUACGAGCAGCUAGCGCCACUCUUCGUCUGGGACCACGCUGUGGCCAUCACCUUCUGGUUUGUAUUCUACAUUAUCGAGGCCGCUGCCAUCCUUGCCAUCCUGCGCGAGUACCCUGACGACAAGCAGGCGUCCAAGGUGAUUGGCUCCACCAUCACGCUGCCAAAGCGCCUGAUGCCGCUCAAGCUGUCCUCCGUCAAGAAGGCGCUGCACACCCUCGUCAGCGGCCGCUCGCUUCAGCUCGCUCGCCAGGGUGCGGCCCCCAUGGCCUACCGCGGCGGCUCCUCGGGCGGUGCGGCGGUGCUGGAGAAGCCGCGGCCCGUGCCCACUCCCAGGCCGCUCAACGCCCCCAAGGUGACGGUGGUGGAGGAGGAGGAGAGCAAGACGGAGGGCGGCAAGACUGCCCAGGAGGGGGGACCCGCAUGCAAGGGUCGUGCUGCUGCGGUGCGCGGCGGUUCCCUGUCUGCCGAGUUCCGCCGUGCCGCCGGUCUGCGCCCCGGCCAGCUGAGCCCGGACAGCCCGCUGUUUGACGGCAAGACACCCGUCAACCCUAAGGACAUUGCAUCCGCCAAGCGCGAGAAGGAGCUGCGGGACCGCAAGGCCUACCUGCAGAACUUCUGGUAUGCAGCAGCCGUGUCAGAGAAGGUGACCUCGAAGCCCAUGCGAGUGGACAUCCUGUCCCGUACCGUGACCAUCUGGCGUGGCGAGGACGGCAAGGUGCACUGCCUGGACGACGUGUGCCCCCACCGCGGCGCCCCGCUCAGCAGCGGCUGGACCAAGGAGAAGAACGGCAAGAGCUGCGUCGUCUGCCCCUACCAUGGCUGGACGUUCAACGGAGAGGGUGCCCUGGAGGAGGUGCCCAGCCAGCAGACGCACCUCGCCUUCCCGCGCCGCCCGCUGGUGGACUCCUACCCCGUGGAGGAGCGCGGCGGCUUCGUGUGGCUGUUCUUCGGCGCCAAGGGGCUGCCCGCGGACGAGCGGCCGCCGCUGCCGCUGGUGCCGGAGCUGGAGGACCCCAACUGGCGGGCGGUGUACGGCGAGAUGGAGUUCGAGAGCCCGCACUGGCCGGUGUUUGAGAACGCCAUGGACUUUGCGCACAUCCAUUACGUGCACGACGGCUCCUUCGGCAACCAGGACAAGCCCACCCUCAACGACAUGACCGUCACCCGGGACACCUGGUCCGUCAGCGCCAACUUCAACAUCCACAACAAGCCGGUUAACCCGCUGUGGAACUUCACCAAGGUGCCCUCCGUGCCCGUGGAGGCGCGCGCCUUCCUGCCCUCCACCAGCUCGGUCAAGAUCACACUGGGAGGCGGCGUCCAGAUGAUCACGUACGUCAACACGGUGCCCAUUGACGAGCACCGAACCAUCAACCGCUUCUGCCUGAUCCGUAACUUCGCCACCUCGCCCCUCUUCGACGCCUACACCCGCAAGAACAUGUACAAGAUCCUGACUGAGGACAAAGUGAUGAUUGAGAUGUUGAAGCCCGAGCAGCUGCUGAACGAGGUGAGCCUGGAGGCUGACAAGCCGCAAAUCGCCUUCCGCAAGCUGCGCCAGGAGUGGCUGGACAUGGGCUACGGGGUGCAGCCGGAGGCCAACGCGCGACACACCGGCUCGCUGCGUGUCGACAUGUAAGCGCUCUCUGACACACGCACACCUCGUGUCAUCAACGGAGGGCGACAGUACAUGCGCCUUCACCUCAUCAUGACGUCGGCCGCUUUGGCGGCGGCUGUGCGAGCGAUUGUGUCCUGGCUUGAGCAGGGUUAUCACUUUUGAGGCAGUCCUGGCGGGCGCAAACGGCAGGUAGCGGUGGGGAUGGGUCGACACGGGACAGCUGCAUGGGUUCAUUAUUGCUUCAUUCGACUGUGUUGCGAGCGGGCGGCACGCGCCUAGGCAUCGCCAUUUAUGAGAUUGCUCGUGCGUUUGGCUGAGCAUAUGGCGCCGUACAACAUCUGCGCUUUGUGUGGGUUUGGAGAUUGGUUCGGCAGCGAGUUUGGCUUUGGGUAUUGCUGAAAGGCACCUACAAUUUACCGUGCCUGGUCAGGGUUGAUGAUUUGGUGUACAUUUAAGGAAUGGGGGUGCAAUCAAAUUGGGCAUUGGAAAAUUACGAAAGCAGGAAGAUAUGUGUUGAAGAAAGCUUUGCAAUAUGUUGGCGACGAGGUGUGUCCUUGACGCUGAUUGGGUUCGGUCAACGCUGGCUUUCUAUCGUCGUGCAACAACAUGUGUUCCGACGUAGGUCAUGCCACGCGUAGGUCAUGACAGGCGGGCACACGCAUUUGGCUGUGGGUUAUAUUUCAACAUUAACCUGGUCCUGACAAACUGUUUGAUGCGGUGACGAACCCUUAUUGCUGCCUUCCGGAUUCUGCGGCACAGCCAUAUUAUAUUAACAUGGUUAUUGAUUGUGCGCAGCCGGUGGCAUGUGUAUGAUGCCUUGUCUGUUGACAAAACGCUGCACUCGAGCAAAUGCAAAUGCAUGUCUGCUGCCCAUCUUAAUUGGAUGAUUGGUUGUCGAUUUGCAGAUAGUGCUUUGGUCGUGCCCUGUACAGUUACCCCCUCCCCCUCUGUAUCAUAUUAUCCCCUGUUAUUAUCCCCUCGGUUGGCUGAGCACCAAAGGUGCGUUUCUUGUGGUGGGUAUUUGGUUGUGGUUGUGUAGGUUUAGAUUACACCUUCAGUCUGCUGUCAGGCUCGUACGCUGUAUGUACAAUUGUUGUUUCGAUACCUUUGGAACUAAAUCAGGUUGUUGGACUGUUCUGAAACGUGUGUUGAUGUAGACACGUGCACUUGUUUGUUGGCUGUCGUUUAUCCAGAUUUGUCGAGGAAAACCUUAUACUUCUUUCAAGAUUUUGUUGAUUUGGGUUGGUGGUGUGCGAAAGUAAGAACUGCGACGUAUGUAACGGAUAUGGUGUA